AUGCCUCAAGUGUUCCUUGGCACCUUCCUGUACCUGAAGUUCCUGGUGGUGUGGGCCCUGGUGCUGCUGGCAGAUUUUGUGCUGGAGUUCAGGUUUGAGUACCUGUGGCCCUUCUGGCUCUUCAUCAGGAGCGUUUACGAUUCCUUCCGAUACCAGGGCUUGUUCACCUUCCUGUACCUGAAGUUCCUGGUGGUGUGGGCCCUGGUGCUGCUGGCAGAUUUUGUGCUGGAGUUCAGGUUUGAGUACCUGUGGCCCUUCUGGCUCUUCAUCAGGAGCGUUUACGAUUCCUUCCGAUACCAGGGCUUGGCCUUCUCAGUAUUUUUUGUGUGUGUAGCAUUUACCUCCAACAUCAUCUGUCUGCUCUUCAUCCCAAUCCAGUGGCUGUUCUUUGCUGCCAGCACCUACGUGUGGGUACAGUAUGUGUGGCACACAGAAAGAGGUGUGUGCUUACCAACAGUAUCACUGUGGAUACUUUUUGUUUAUAUUGAAGCAGCCAUUAGAUUUAAAGAUUUAAAAAACUUUCACGUGGACCUUUGUCGUCCGUUUGCAGCGCACUGCAUUGGCUACCCUGUUGUGACUUUGGGCUUUGGCUUUAAAAGUUACGUCAGCUACAAGAUGCGUUUGAGGAAGCAGAAAGAGGUGCAGAAGGAGAACGAGUUCUACAUGCAGCUCCUGCAGCAGGCACUGCCCCCAGAGCAGCAGAUGCUGCAAAGGCAAGAGAGGGAGGCAGAGGAAGCAGCCAAAGGAUUAUCUGAUAUGGAUUCCUCAAUGCUCCUGCAGCACAAUGGAGGCAUUCCAGCCAAUAAAAAAAUCUCUGCAACGUUGCCAGAGCUGGAAUAUCGAGAAAAAGGGAAAGAAAAGGACAAGGAUGCAAAGAAACACAACCUUGGAAUAAACAACAACAUUUUGCAACCUGUAGACUCUAAAAUACAAGAAAUUGAAUAUAUGGAAAACCAUAUCAAUAGUAAAAGAUUAAAUAAUGAUCUUGUAGGAAGUACAGAAAACCUCUUAAAAGAGGACUCAUGCACUGCCUCGUCCAAAAAUUACAAAAAUGUCAGUGGGGUUGUGAACUCCUCACCCCGCAGCCACAGUGCAACCAACGGGAGCAUCCCUUCCUCAUCCUCAAAAAAUGAGAAAAAACAGAAAUGUGCCAGCAAGAGCCCGAGCACACAUAAGGACUUAAUGGAAAAUUGUAUUCCUAAUAACCAGCUAAGCAAACCAGAUGCACUGGUAAGGUUGGAGCAGGACAUCAAGAAGCUAAAGGCUGACCUGCAGGCCAGCAGGCAGGUGGAGCAGGAGCUGCGCAGCCAGGUGAGCUCGCUGAGCUCCGCCGAGCGCGGCAGCCGCGCCGAGAUGGGCCAGCUCCGGCAGGAGAACGAGCUGCUGCAGAACAAGUUGCACAACGCUGUACAGAUGAAGCAGAAGGACAAACAGACCAUCAGCCAGCUGGAGAAGAAGCUGAAGGCAGAGCAGGAGGCACGAACCUUUGUAGAAAAGCAAUUAAUGGAGGAGAAGAAAAGGAAGAAGUUGGAAGAAGCAACUGCUGCACGAGCUGUGGCCUUUGCUGCUGCCACCAGGGGGGAAUGCACCGAAAGCCUUCGGAAUCGCAUCCGGGAGCUGGAGACAGAGUGCAAGAAAUUAACAAUCGACAUCAAACUGAAAGAGGAUCAGAUCAGAGAGCUGGAAAUGAAAGUUCAGGAGCUGAGGAAGUACAAGGAGAACGAGAAGGACACGGAGGUGUUGAUGUCAGCGCUGUCAGCCAUGCAGGACAAGACACAACACCUGGAGAACAGCCUGAGUGCAGAGACCAGGAUCAAGCUGGACCUGUUCUCUGCCCUGGGAGAUGCAAAAAGGCAGCUGGAGAUUGCCCAAGGGCAGAUCCUGCAGAAGGAUCAGGAAAUCAAGGAGCUCAAACAGAAGAUCGCAGAGGUGAUGGCAGUGAUGCCCAGCAUCACCUACACCGCAGCCACCAGCACUCUGAGCCCCGUGUCCCCACAUUAUUCUUCCAAAUUCGUGGAGCCCAGCCCCUCUGGACUCGACCCCAACGCCUCUGUCUACCAACCCCUGAAGAAAUGAAUAAAUGCCAAGGUUUCCCUCUGCCCUGGGGGCUGCACGAGCUCCCAGGGGGGGUCUCUUGCAGUCAAGAUGAAAUUGUUUCGUGUGGGACUGUGUUUGUUGUCAUUUCCAGCAGGAGAAAAGAGCGUUGACUAGAGCUGCCCAUCAGGUUUUUUGGGUUUUUUUUUUUCUUGUAAAUUUUUCGAGAAACCUCACGGAACUUUGCGAUUUAUUUUCCUCGGCCAACGCAUUAAAAACGAUUCUUGGUUUUCAA
Messenger RNA from Cyanistes caeruleus (blue tit), 2329 nucleotides. Lineage: Eukaryota; Metazoa; Chordata; Aves; Passeriformes; Paridae. The record is from RefSeq and is a predicted model, not a curated record.